CAUAUACAUUAACAAAAGAGAGAGAGAGAAAAGGGUCAUAGGAGAAAAGAAGAGGUUCGGUUUCCAGUGCAGAGAGGGUGAUUAUUUGGCUGCAUAUAUAUAUGGGAUUCCUUUUGAGUAAAACGGAAUCUUGCAUAAGCAUACCCCAAAAGAUAUUGAAUACAAUGAGGUCUCCAUUAAAAAGUGGAAAUAUAAUAGUACAUAAAGAAGCAAUGAAGACCACAAUAGCAUUUUUUGUUGGAUGUGUUUUUGGCUUAUUUAUAGGACUAUCAUUAACAAAGUUGAAUCUAUCAUCAAACUUGUCCAAUGAGCAUCACAAACUCAAUGAGAGCACAAAGAUUUGGGUGCCUACAAAUCCUCGAGGAGCUGAAAGGUUGCCCCCUAAAAUUGUCGAAUCUCAAUCCGAUUUCUAUCUUCGUCGAUUAUGGGGUCUACCACAUCAGGACCUAAGAAUAAAACCAAAGUAUCUUGUAUCUUUUACCGUUGGUUAUGACCAGAGAGACAACAUUGAUGCUGCCAUAAAAAAGUUUUCUGAGAACUUCACAAUUGUGUUAUUCCAUUAUGAUGAUCGUAUUAGUGAGUGGAAUCAGUUUGAGUGGUCCAAGAAAGCGAUUCAUAUCGCUGCUAGCAAACAAACUAAAUGGUGGUAUGCCAAACGGUUUCUACAUCCUGAUAUUGUGGCUUCCUAUGAUUACGUCUUUAUUUGGGACGAGGAUCUAGGGUUGGAGCAUUUCGAUGCAGAGGAGUACUUGAAAAUAGUAAAGAAACGUGGUUUGGAGAUCUCGCAGCCUGGUGUAGACCUAAGUAGUGAUUUUACAUGGCAAAUGACAAGGAAAAAGGAUGGUGUAGAAGUCCAUAAGGAAGCUGAGGAGAAAGAUGGUUGGUGUUCUAAUCCACCUGUGCCACCUUGUGCUGCAUUUGUUGAGAUCAUGGCUCCUGUAUUUUCUAGAGAUGCAUGGCGUUGCGUAUGGCAUAUGAUACAGAAUGACCUAGUUCAUGGAUGGGGUCUUGAUUUUGCUCUCAGAAAAUGUGUGGAGCAUGCUCAUGAUGAAAUAGGAGUUGUUGAUACUCAAUGGAUUAUCCACAAAAGUAUUCCCUCACUUAACAACCAGGGAAAAGCGGAGAAUGGAAGAACACCGGGGGAAGGGGUGAGAGAGAGGUGUCACAAUGAAUGGAAAAUGUUCAAAGAGCGUAUGGCUAAUGCAGAAGCAGCACAGGCACAGGGUCAUAAUUCUACGAAUUGAUAGUUAGGGUUCAUUAUGCAAAGGAAAAUUUGAAAUAUACUUACAAUCGCACCACUGGCAUGUCUUUCUUUCCCAAAUACAUAAACAUUAUAAGUCUAUACAAAUUUAUAGAAUUUUAAAGCACAAAUGAUAUUCCAUCACGCCAUUAUAUUUUAAUGUAUCAUAUGUUAUUGAGAAGACACUUUUUAAAAUGUGUGACUUUGGUCAACAGAGGUGUCUCUGAAUUUGUUAGGCACAAUGAUACAAAAGUAGACACGUUUGAUAGGGGGAGUUAAGUAUUAAUGUUGAGUUAAGUAUUUCAUAUUGUUGUAAGUUGAAUAAGGGAUGUGGGUUUUUGCGAGGUUUUGUUGUAAGUGAUGAGGCAAAGUUCAUAUUGUUAGGCAUUAGGAAAUAUUACUUAGAAUAUUUUUGGUAUAACUUUUAAGAAUGUUUGGUUUUGUCGGGACUACAUUAAAAGGUUGGGAACCUAUAGAACCCAAUGAGUGAAUGAUUGU
Messenger RNA from Lathyrus oleraceus (garden pea), 1738 nucleotides. RefSeq lists its product as uncharacterized. The transcript is spliced from 14 exons. NCBI's taxonomy places the organism in Eukaryota, Viridiplantae, Streptophyta, Magnoliopsida, Fabales, Fabaceae. Bases 102 to 1244 code for a protein of 380 amino acids. The record is from RefSeq and is a predicted model, not a curated record.